Messenger RNA from Striga hermonthica, 1071 nucleotides. NCBI's taxonomy places the organism in Eukaryota, Viridiplantae, Streptophyta, Magnoliopsida, Lamiales, Orobanchaceae. The record is from the annotation of a GenBank genome assembly.
AUGAGUGUGGUUGAAGCUGGUAAUUGUUGGGAUGCAAUUUCCAAUUGUGUCCUGGGAGAUGAAGAGUUUGAUAACAUACUCAAUAUUUUGGAUUUUCCUUUGGAGAGUUUGGAAGAGGAUGGGUUUGUGGCUGAUUGGGAUAUCGGCAAGUCUGAAUGUCUCGGGCCCCUACGGCCCGACGAGGUAAGCGGGCCCCCGGCAGUUGCCGACACCAACGUCAAUUCUGGGCCUCCUCCCCAUUUGCCGACUGGACUUAAUGUUGCUAUAGGAGCUGAAGAGCAAAAGCCGGGGCCACACCUCAUCUCAAGUCCGGGGUCACAUAAUGACCUCCAACUAAACAAAUCAGCUGAGGCCCGAGAAUCCAGCAUCUCCCACACCCAAAGCCCGGUUUCGGUUCUCGAGAGCAGUGGGUCCUGCUCGGCUCCCGGCAAGAACCCGCUCGUUGUGUCCUCUAACCCAAUCCCCAUUCGGCCCCGAUCCAGUAGGCACAAACGGGCCAGUACAAACCCCUGGCCCACGCCGUUGUCUCUUUUCACCUCCAUCCUACAAAAAGAAAACCUCAAGGAAAAGAAAUCACCGGACGAGGCUGAGGAUGAGACUGAGAAAUUGGUUCAUCCGCGGGCCCCGGUGAAGAAGUGCAUGCACUGUCAGGUGACCAAGACACCACAGUGGAGGGAAGGCCCGUUGGGGCGCAAAACACUGUGCAAUGCGUGUGGUGUCCGGUACCGUUCGGGCAGGCUGUUCCCGGAGUACCGGCCAGCGGCGAGUCCGACGUUUGAGGCUGAGGAUGAGACUGCAAAAUUGGUUCCUCCGCGGGCCCCGGUGAAGAAGUGCAUGCACUGCCAGGUGACCAAGACACCACAGUGGAGGGAAGGCCCGUUGGGGCGCAAAACACUGUGCAAUGCGUGUGGUGUCCGGUACCGUUCAGGCAGGCUGUUCCCAGAGUACCGGCCAGCGGCGAGUCCGACAUUUGUGCCGUCCCUGCACUCGAAUUCACACAAGACGGUGAUAAUGAUGAGGAACGAAGGGAAGAAGCUCAAGGUGAAAAUGGAGGAGCCUCACAUGUUGUAG